AUGUUAGAACUUAAUAAAAGUAACAUUCACAAAAAUUCUUCUUUACGUGAUUUGUUUGAUGGUUUUCGCCAACGGUGGAAGAAUGAGAUCAAACUUGUUGAAGCAUAUAAACUCGAAAAAGUACGAUCAGUUUCUUGUACUCAGUUAGUUGUUGAUCGUUGGUUUGAUCAUCUGGAAAGUGUGUUGGCGAAAUUGCAGUUGUUCAAUUCACCUGAUGCAAUAUAUUAUGUAGACGAGUCUGCUUUUGGUGAUGAUCCUGGUCGCAAGCAAGUAAUUAUCAAGAGAGAUUCGAAAUAUGCUACAUGCACACAAGGUGGUUCAGGAAAAAGUUACACAACUUUGAUCAUGUGUACAUCUGCAGCAGGAAACACAACGAUAUUACAACCAUUGGACGUUGUAACUCUGUCGAAACUUAAGCAAGCGUGGAGAAAACUCUUAUCGAGUCAUUUUCAAAAAACGAAUUCUCAAUCGCUCACUAAACAAACAUUUGCACUUUUAAUAUUACAAUUGUUUCGAAAUCAUUUAUUACCAGGUCAUUGUUCUGCUGGAUUCGCAAAAUCUGGAAUAUAUCCUUUCGAUAGACGUGCUGUUUCAAAGGAGAAACUUCUUCAACCUUUAGCAACAUCAGGUGUUGAUGAAUCAACACCUCAAUCGAAUACAACUGAUGAUAUUUACAACACUCCACCAAGAAUUACAUCUCAUUAUCGUUUACGUCGAUCAUCAUGUCCAAACAAUAUCUUCUUUAAACUAAAUAACAAUUCAUCGUCAAUCAAUGGUAAUCUUGAUAUAAAUACAAAAACUAUCAAUAACAUCGACAUAGAUUUGUCUACAGUUGUUUCCACAACAUUGGAUGUCGAAAACUCAAUUCCUUUGCCUUCGAUGAAUUCGUUGAAAACUAAUGAUCUUAUUCCAAUUUCUGUCCCUAAUCUUCAUCAUCACACUAAUCCUGUAUCAACAACUAUCGAAUUAACUUCCACAGCAGUUAUAGAUACUUCAUCAGCACUAUCUGAUGCUAUGAGAGUGCUUUACUCUCAUGUUGAUCAACCAGUGUUUCCCGAAUCGAUUUACUCAUCCGUAACAUCAUCUGAUACUGGUCUGUUGAAUGAAAAUCCGUCAGUUGCUGAUACUAAUCUGUUGAAUUGUCAAAGUGAUGAUCAAGGUCUUCAAAUAGCAUGUACAGUUUCAUCAGCUGUGCCAUCACCUAUGAACUGCAUCGUUUCGAAUGAUGAAACACUCAGUGCUUUAACGAAACCUAUUGAUAAACAUAUGGCUCCUUCAAUCACUCAAACUAAUCAUAAAAAGAAACAAGUAGAACGUCCUUAUGGAGAAAGCAUCACGAGUGUUGAUGCUUAUAUGAAAAUUUAA
Molecule: messenger RNA, 1365 nt
Organism: Adineta ricciae
Lineage: Eukaryota; Metazoa; Rotifera; Eurotatoria; Adinetida; Adinetidae
Source: the annotation of a GenBank genome assembly